AUGGACGUUCCUGGUGAUGCAAGAGACAUCAAAAUCGACAGUGACCGGCAACGUUUUCUCUCUAAUUCUAGUAAAUCCAAACAGCAUAGCAAGGAAGUCGUGUGUACAAAUCAAGAACCUGAUCCUGGUCCGAUGACUCGUAUUUCUUGCCUUACACCUAGAUAUGUUAUUACAAAGAUCGAUUUCGCUGAAUAUGGCAAUCCCACUGGUACAUGUGGACAUUUUCGACACGGAAAUGCGGCGCACCAUCUGCCUUCAAGCUUGCCGAAAAGGUUAAUUAACGGAAAUCACCCUUUUCAUGCAUGGGGAGUAAUCAGUAGGUAA
Messenger RNA from Microthlaspi erraticum, 324 nucleotides. NCBI's taxonomy places the organism in Eukaryota, Viridiplantae, Streptophyta, Magnoliopsida, Brassicales, Brassicaceae. The record is from the annotation of a GenBank genome assembly.